UAUCUGAUUGGUGUUACAGUUAAGGAUAUUGAUCAACAUGCUGUUGUAAAGCAUGUCGGCGUCCUUUUGAAGAAGACUGGUAAGCUUAAAGACAUCAUUAAGAUUGCCAAGUUCAAGGAGCUUUCGCCUUAUGACCCCGAUUGGUUCUACAUUCAUUGUUCGUCGAUCCUUCGUCACUUUUAUCAAUGCAGUCCAGCUGGUGUUGGUUCCAUAACAAAGAUUUAUAGUAGCCGUAAGCGCAACGGUGUUCAUCCAUCCCACUUCUUUCGUUCUGCCUAUGGAUGUACGCGAAAAGAUUUGCAAGAAUUGGAACAUGCCCGCUUAAUCGAAAAGCACCCUGAUGGUCGCCGCAAGCUUACAGCUAUUGGACAACUUGAUUUGGAUCGGUUUGCAAACCAAAUUGUAGUUAAUCAAAAAAGAGACGCCCGUGAGGAAACCGGUCCAAUAGUGAUUUCUAAGUAA
This is a messenger RNA of Eupeodes corollae, 462 nucleotides long. RefSeq names its product 40S ribosomal protein S19a-like. Gene Ontology annotation, molecular function: RNA binding; structural constituent of ribosome. Gene Ontology annotation, cellular component: cytosolic small ribosomal subunit; ribosome. The record is from RefSeq and is a predicted model, not a curated record. The annotation marks the transcript as partial. Gene Ontology annotation, biological process: ribosomal small subunit assembly; translation. The transcript has a single exon. Lineage: Eukaryota; Metazoa; Arthropoda; Insecta; Diptera; Syrphidae.